AUGUCCGCACCGAAGGCCACUCCUCCCGCUCAGGCUGGCGACGUCGCCCAGACCGCCAAGGCCCGAGAGGAGGCUCCCAACCGCGAGGAGAAGGUCAAGGCUGCUGGCGCCGCCCCAACCGCGGCCUCUGCAGCCGCUGCCCCCCAGGUGGCGAAGUCCAAGGCAGCAACGUUGGUGGCCGGUGGCGGAGCAGCUCCCAAGGCGUCCGGCAGUGGACCGACCACCACCAGCCCGGCCUCUGCGGGCGUCACCGCUCCGGCCAAGGCCAAGGCCGCUGUGUCGCCCAUCUCGGCCGCCGCUGUCAUGGAGGAGGGCACGAAGCCGGCGACUGCUGCCGAGCGCCUCACGGCCACGGGCUCAGCCCUGGCACGAGGAAUGGGGGCGAAGGCCGAGGCACCCAAGGCCAAGGCCAAGCCGGCCAUGGCCGUGCCGAGCACCUCAAAGUACGCCGGCGGUGUGGCCUCGACCCAGUCUGCUCCCAACAGCGUGCUGAACAUCGUGAGUGGCAAGCCGGUGGCAGCUGGUGAGAUUGGCACCAACGCCUACGCAACCAGCACGGUUGGCCCGGCCAGGGGCUAUGCCAAGGCGGCCGCCGCGGCAUUGCCCACCAGCGCUGCGCAGGACGUACCCAAGGUCGGACCACCUGCAGUCGCUGUGGGACGGGCGAUGGCAGAGGGGCGUGGUGCUGUGUCCACGGUUGGUGGCAAGUUGGUCACCACCAUUGGUAAGAAGUACCAGAUCGUCUUCGUUACCAGUGAAGUGGCUCCCUUCUCAAAGACUGGAGGCCUGGGAGAGGCCAUGGACGGCCUGCCGAUCGCGCUGGCGGCUCUGGGCCACCGCUGCAUGGUCGUCUCUCCCCGCUAUGACCAGUACAAGGAUGCUUGGGACACCGGCUACUGGAGCUCGGUGCCCAUGGGCGGCAAGAACGAAUCCGUGCACUUCUUCCACACCUACAAGCAGAAGGUCGACUACGUGUUCGUCGAUCACCCGACCUUCCUGGAGCGGGUCAACGGAGAGACCGGUGCCAAGUUGUACGGCCCUGAGUGGGGUCAGGACUUUGCGGACAACCAGGCUCGCUUCGCCUACUUCUGCAAGGCUUCCUUGAAGGCCAUCCAGGAGCUGCCCCUGGGCGGUGCUGUGUACGGCGGCGACUGCAUGGUCGUGUGCAACGACUGGCACUCGGCCCUGGUCCCGAUGCUCAUCCACGCUGAGAAGCCCACAGGCAAAUGGACCAACACGAAGUCCGCGUUCCUCUGCCACAAUGCCGUCUUCCAAGGUCGCUUCGUGCGCGAGGAAGGCCUGGCCAGCAUCUUCGGCGUUCCGGAGCGCUACAUCGACAGCAUCACCUUCAAGAUGCCGCUGCGCAUCGGCAAGUACAACGAGAAGAAAUCUUGCAUCAACACCAUGGCUGCGGGCCUUAAGUACGCCGACCGAGCCUUGACCGUGUCUCCCAGCUACGCGGUGGAGUGCUGCACGGAUCCGGAGAAGGGCGUGGAGCUGGAGGACCUCUUCACGCUGGGAAAGUGCACAGGAAUCUUGAACGGCGUGAAGGAGGGCGUGUCCCCCAGCGACAAGAACUUCGUCACGAAGACCAUGAUGUCCUGUGGGAUCUUCACGGCGGCCACGGCGCCCGAGGCGAAGGCCGAGCUCAAGGCCACCUACCGUGCGCAGAACAACCUCCCCGAGACCAAGGGGCCCCUGAUGUGCUUCAUCGGAAGGCUGGAUGCCCAGAAGGGCUACGACCUCCUCUUGGAGGCCCUUGUGGAGAUCCUGGAGGACACGGAGAUGCAGGUGGUCAUCGUGGGCUCCGGCCGCGCCGACCUCGUGGCCCAGACGAAGGCCGUCGAGAAGAAGUUCCCCACCAAGUUCUUCUAUGCAGGCUGGAUGGGCCCUGAGCGUUACGCUCUGCUGGCCGGCUGCGACUUCACCCUGCUGCCGUCCCGGUGGGAGCCCUGCGGCCUGGUGCAGAUGGAGGCCAUGCGCAUGGGCACCUUGCCUAUCGUCGCCCCGACGGGUGGCCUGAAGGACACUGUUGAGGAUGGACUGAACGGAAUCUGGACCGACAAGGAGAUGUCCGUGGAGGCCGUCAUUGACGAGGAGUCCGUGGAGUCCAUCGCGAAGGCCCUGAAGCGCGCCUCGAAGCUCUUCGUCGAGGAGCCCUCGAAGGUCAAGGCCAUGACACGGGCAGCCAUGGCCGCCUCUGCAGAGUUCACUUGGAGCAACGCUGCCCUUCAGUACGAGGCCAUCUUCGAGGAGCUGGGCGUCAAGGACACGUUGAAGGGAGGCGUUGCGACUGUCACUCUGGAGAUGGACAAGCAGGGGGUGUGGGGCUUGAUGUACGCUUGUGAAGUGCGGCCACUGGGUCCUGAGAACGUCUUGAACGAUCUUGAGCUAUUUGCACGAGCCCCUUUCGUUUUGGGAAACUGGGUCUCGGUUGCAGGGGAGGGGAUUGUUGAACGCUACCUGGAGCGUGUGCUGCGCUUCAUGGGAUCGGUGCGCUUGGGAGCCACGACAGGCAUCCAUGACUUCCGGGACCCAGAAAGCAACCUCGCCGCACCACCACCGGCCCCCACUGUCGUGCCCGUUGCGAAGGCUGGCGACGUCGCCCAGACCGCCAAGGCCCGGGAGGAGGCUCCCAACCGCGAGGAGAAGGUCAAGGCUGCUGGCGCCGCCCCAACCGCGGCCUCUGCAGCCGCUGCCCCCCAGGUGGCGAAGUCCAAGGCGGCAAUGCUGGUGGCCGGUGGCGGAGCAGCUCCCAAGGCUCCCAAGCCCGACAAAGAGCCAGCUCCCGAGGUCACCGCUCCGGCCAAGGCCAAGGCCGCUGUGUCCCCCAUCUCGGCCGCCGCUGUCAUGGAGGAGGGCACGAAGCCGGCGACGGCUGCCCAGCGCCUCACGGCCAAGGCCAAGCCGGCCAUGGCCGUGCCGAGCACCUCAAAGUACGCCGGCGGUGUGGCCUCGACGCAGUCCGCUCCCAACAGCGUGACUGGGGCCGCACGACAGGGGUCCGAUGAGGUGCUGAACAUCGUGAGUGGCAAGCCGGUGGCAGCUGGUGAGAUUGGCACCAACGCCUAUGCAACCAGCACGGUUGGCCCGGCCAGGGGCUAUGCCAAGGCGGCCUCCGCGGCAUUGCCCACCAGCGCGCAGGUCGGACCACCUGCAGUCGCUGUGGGACGGGCGAUGGCAGAGGCAAGGGAUGCACGGAGCGGCGGUCUUGUUGUUGUCCAGCUUCCGCUGAGCCAGGGGCGUGGUGCUGUGUCCACGGUUGGCGGCAAGUUGGUCACCACCAUCAGCAAAAAGUACCAGUGUCCUGGCGAGCAUACAAGCAUUGGCUGGAUCGUCUUCGUUACCAGUGAAGUGGCUCCCUUCUCAAAGACUGGAGGCACCAGCAAUUUUGGAUGCGCACCGGUGUCUAAGGAGUUUUCCACAGGCCUGGGAGAGGCCAUGGACGGCCUGCCGAUUGCGCUGGCGGCCCUGGGCCACCGCUGCAUGGUCGUCUCUCCCCGCUAUGACCAGUACAAGGAUGCUUGGGACACCGGCUACUGGAGCUCGGUGCCCAUGGGCGGCAAGAACGAAUCCGUGCACUUCUUCCAUACCUACAAGCAGAAGGUUGACUACGUGUUCGUCGAUCACCCGACCUUCCUGGAGCGGGUCAACGGAGAGACCGGUGCCAAGUUGUACGGCCCUGAGUGGGGUCAGGACUUUGCGGACAACCAAGCUCGCUUCGCCUACUUCUGCAAGGCUUCCUUGAAGGCCAUCCAGGAGCUGCCCCUGGGCGGUGCUGUGUACGGCGGCGACUGCAUGGUCGUGUGCAACGACUGGCACUCGGCCCUGGUCCCGAUGCUCAUCCACGCUGAGAAGCCCACAGGCAAAUGGACCAACACGAAGUCCGCGUUCCUCUGCCACAACGCCGUCUUCCAAGGUCGCUUCGUGCGCGAGGAAGGCCUGGCCAGCAUCUUCGGCGUUCCGGAGCGCUACAUCGACAGCAUCACCUUCAAGAUGCCGCUGCGCAUCGGCAAGUACAACGAGAAGAAAUCUUGCAUCAACACCAUGGCUGCGGGCCUGAAGUACGCCGACCGGGCCUUGACCGUGUCUCCCAGCUACGCGGUGGAGUGCUGCACGGAUCCGGAGAAGGGCGUGGAGCUGGAGGACCUCUUCACGCUGGGAAAGUGCACAGGAAUCUUGAACGGCGUGAAGGAGGGCGUGUCCCCCAGCGACAAGAACUUCGUCACGAAGACCAUGAUGUCCUGCGGGAUCUUCACGGCUGCCACGGCGCCCGAGGCGAAGGCCGAGCUCAAGGCCACCUACCGUGCGCAGAACAACCUCCCCGAGACCAAGGGGCCCCUGAUGUGCUUCAUCGGAAGGCUGGAUGCCCAGAAGGGCUACGACCUCCUCUUGGAGGCCCUGGUGGAGAUCCUGGAGGACACGGAGAUGCAGGUGGUCAUCGUGGGCUCCGGCCGCGCCGACCUCGUGGCCCAGACGAAGGCCGUCGAGAAGAAGUUUCCCACCAAGUUCUUCUAUGCAGGCUGGAUGGGCCCUGAGCGAUACGCUCUGCUGGCCGGCUGCGACUUCACCCUGCUGCCGUCCCGGUGGGAGCCUUGUGGCCUGGUGCAGAUGGAGGCCAUGCGCAUGGGCACCUUGCCCAUCGUCGCCCCGACGGGUGGCCUGAAGGACACUGUUGAGGAUGGACUGAACGGAAUCUGGACCGACAAGGAGAUGUCCGUGGAGGCCGUCAUUGACGAGGAGUCCGUGGAGUCCAUCGCGAAGGCUCUGAAGCGCGCCUCGAAGCUCUUCGUCGAGGAGCCCUCGAAGGCUGGCUAA
Molecule: messenger RNA, 4818 nt
Organism: Symbiodinium natans
Lineage: Eukaryota; Dinophyceae; Suessiales; Symbiodiniaceae
Source: the annotation of a GenBank genome assembly